Pteropus alecto (black flying fox) is the source of this 2504-nucleotide messenger RNA. It is a transcript of the gene TMEM62, whose product is annotated as transmembrane protein 62. Gene Ontology annotation, molecular function: hydrolase activity. The record is from RefSeq and is a predicted model, not a curated record. NCBI's taxonomy places the organism in Eukaryota, Metazoa, Chordata, Mammalia, Chiroptera, Pteropodidae. The transcript is spliced from 14 exons. The coding region runs from base 67 to 1998 and encodes 643 amino acids.
CGCGGGACGGUGCGCGGUCCCUGGUCCCUGCCCGGGACUGGCGAGGGCCGCGCCCGGGCAGGCGGAAUGGCCGCAGCACUGGCCAUCAGGGUGGUCGUGGGGCUGGCAGCCGCGUCGUUGGCGGCCGUGCUCUUGGAACACUACGGCCUGAGCGGUUCGUCCUCGCCACAACCCCAGCCCCGCGUCCCCCGGAGGCCGCACCCGGCGCCGGGUCUUGGAGCCACCAACAUCUUCUGGGGCCUGCAGAUAUCCGACAUUCACCUGAGCAGGUUUCGUGAUCCAGGCAGAGCUGUAGACUUAGAGAAGUUCUGUUCUGAAACUAUUGACAUCAUUCAACCAGCUCUCGUCCUAGCAACAGGAGAUCUGACAGAUGCCAAAACAAAAGACAUGUUGGGAUCUAUGCAGCAUGAGGUAGAAUGGCAAACCUACUACAGUAUUCUGAAGAAGACAAGGGUCAUGGAAAAAACCAAGUGGCUUGAUAUCAAAGGAAAUCAUGAUGCAUUCAACAUUCCAAGUCUGGAGAGUGUCGAGAAUUAUUACAGGAAAUAUUCUGCUGUACAUAGGGAUGGCUCUUUCCAUUAUGUCCACAGUACUCCCUUUGGCAACUAUUCUUUCAUCUCUUUGGAUGCCACCCCAAAUCCAGGGCCUAAAAGACCCUAUAAUUUCUUCGGAAUUUUAGAUGAGAAACGGAUGAAGGAGCUUUCAAUACUGGCCAAGGAAAGUAGUCAGAGUAACCACAGUAUUUGGUUUGGACAUUUUACAACAUCCACUAUUCUUUCUCCAUCACCAGGAAUUCGAUCAAUAAUGAGUUCGGCUACAGCUUAUUUGUGUGGGCAUCUCCAUACACUCGGUGGACUGAUGCCUGUUUUGCACACUCGUCACUUCCAGGGCACUUUGGAACUUGAGGUGGGAGACUGGAAGCAAAACAGAAGGUACCGCAUCUUUGCUUUUGAUCAUGACCUCUUUAGCUUUGCAGAUUUGAUCUUUGAUGAGUGGCCUGUGGUUCUUAUCACCAAUCCUAAGUCACUCCUCUAUAGUUGUGCUAAACACGAGCCUCUUGAAAGACUCCUUCACUCAACACACAUCAGAGUCUUGGCCUUUUCAUUAUCCUCCAUUACUUCUGUCACAGUUAAAAUUGAUGGAGUUCAUUUAGGGCAAGCUAUUCAUUUGUCUGGUCCUAUUUUCACACUCAAGUGGAACCCAAGAAACUUCAGUAAUAGCUCACAUAAAAUAGAAGUAAUCGUCCAGGAUUCUGCUGGAAGAAGUAAGAGUGUUCACCACAUAUUUUCUCUUCAAGAGGAUAUUCAUCUCAGAUUUGACCCUCUGGCAUCUUUUAUUCUUCUUACUGACCACUGCAUGGUGGCCCGGGUCCUUUUUGUGAUGAUUGUGCUGAUCCAGCUCUCCAUUCUCCUAACUUUUAGGCAUCGAGGAUAUCUAGAGCUUAAAGGGCCUCCAGGAUUUAUAAAUUUGACCUCAUUUUCCCUUCAUGUCUUGAGCAAAAUAAAUAUCUUCUACUAUUUUGUGUUGUUGCUGACUCUAUAUACAGUGCUGGGACCAUGGUUUAUUGGUGAAAUUACUAAAGGCAAAAUGGGUUGCUGCUUUUCCUUUGGGAUCUUUGUUGAUGGGCAUUUCCUACAAGGCAGUAUAACAUUUAUAGUUGGAAUUCUCCAGCUGGCGUUUUUUAACAUCCCCUUGAUGGCUUACCUGUGUUGGAGCUUGCUGCAGAGGUGCUUUGGUCACAACUUCAGGUCUCAUCUCCGUCAAGGAAAAUACCUAAAAAUUAUACCUGUUCACCUUCUUAUGUUACUGCUGUACUUCUGGCAGAUUUAUUCCUGCUAUUUUCUUCAUAUGACAUAUGGCACCAUAGCUUUAUUCUUCUCCCCUUUGAGGAUCUGGUUGACACUGCUGACACCUGUUCUCAUUUAUUUCGUGUGGACACUGAACUCCAAUGAGCUUGGAACCUUCACAGUACAGUUAAAAAGCCAUCUGAGCUCCUGAAGGCCAGGUCUCACCAUCUACCUCUGAAGCCCAGGUCUCUGACCCAGCAGCAGGUGGAAGGCCAAUAUUGGUGGACAAGCUUCAGGGACCUGCUGCUCUUUGGAUGCCUGGGAUUUGGGGGGAUUACUCUACUGAUUCCUGCAGAGUGAACUGCAGAAAAAUCUCUAAAUAAUGCCAUGAUUCCUUCCUUCCCCAAGAAGGCAAAGGGUUGAUUUGCUUUUGUGAAGAGAAAGCCCCAUAUCUAUAUCCACAGGACAGGGUCUCAGUGUGUAUGGGCGCAUCUGAGGCCCAAUGUUUUUUUUUAGGAUUACCUCAUGUAAAGUGUACCUUUCACAGUCUGGAACUCAGCAGCCGUCAAGUGUGUCACUUUAGCGGCAGGGAACCAGUGUGAACUUGGGCCUGACCUUGAUUACCCUCGCGCUGUUAGCUCCCAGUCCCUUUUUCCUGAUUCCUUAGUUGGGGAUGUUUUUAACCAAUCAAAUAAAUGAAUGAUGAAUAAGAAAUUA